Messenger RNA from Chenopodium quinoa (quinoa), 1906 nucleotides. RefSeq names its product WD-40 repeat-containing protein MSI1. The transcript has 8 exons. The coding region runs from base 252 to 1532 and encodes 426 amino acids. Lineage: Eukaryota; Viridiplantae; Streptophyta; Magnoliopsida; Caryophyllales; Amaranthaceae. Gene Ontology annotation, cellular component: nucleus. Gene Ontology annotation, biological process: regulation of gene expression. The record is from RefSeq and is a predicted model, not a curated record. Gene Ontology annotation, molecular function: histone binding.
AACCUUAAAGCCCUCUUCUUUUACACUAGGAUUUCCCGCUUCUUCUAAUACCUCACUCUUCCGUAACCUCUCUCUCUCUCUCUCUCUCAUCUCCCUCCAUUCUCUCUCUCCUCGCCGCUCCCGCCACCGUAGUUGCCGUUUCUUUCUCUCUCAUCAGGGUAAAGGGUUUCAGGAAUUGUAGUGUGAAGACUGAAUUGUUUCAAUUUUUAAUUUAAUUGGAAAAAGGGUUUUUGGGUAGACAAGGGUUUCUGAUGGGGAAGGACGAGGAAGAGAUGAGAGGGGAGAUUGAAGAGAGGUUGAUAAAUGAGGAGUACAAGAUAUGGAAGAAGAAUACCCCGUUUUUGUAUGAUUUGGUGAUCACUCACGCACUUGAAUGGCCGUCUCUUACUGUUGAGUGGCUCCCUGAUCGAGAUGAGCCUCCCGGGAAGGAUUACUCGGUGCAGAAGAUGAUUCUGGGAACCCAUACUUCUGAGAAUGAGCCGAAUUAUCUUAUGUUGGCUCAGGUUCAGCUCCCUCUUGAAGAUGCUGAGAAUGAUGCCCGGCAUUAUGAUGAUGAACGGUCUGAUAUGGGUGGAUUUGGGUGUGCCAAUGGAAAGGUACAAAUUAUACAGCAGAUAAACCAUGAUGGAGAGGUUAAUCGGGCCCGCUAUAUGCCUCAGAAUCCAUUCAUAAUUGCCACCAAAACAGUGAGUGCAGAAGUAUAUAUAUUCGACUACAGUAAACAUCCAUCAAAGCCACCACUAGAUGGUGCAUGUAACCCUGAUUUGAGGUUACGUGGCCACAGCACUGAAGGUUAUGGUUUGUCGUGGAGUAAAUUUAAGCAGGGCCAUUUAUUGAGUGGUUCUGAUGAUGCUCAGAUUUGUCUUUGGGACAUAAAUGCAACUCCUAGAAACAAAAAUCUGGAUGCUAUGCAAAUAUUUAAGGUUCAUGAAGGUGUUGUUGAAGAUGUUUCAUGGCAUUUGAGACAUGAAUACUUAUUUGGUUCCGUCGGAGAUGAUCAGUAUCUUCUUAUAUGGGACCUUCGAGCUCCAUCAGUUACCAAGCCUGUCCAGUCUGUUAUUGCACAUCAAAGUGAGGUGAAUUGCUUGGCUUUUAAUCCCUUUAAUGAAUGGGUUGUGGCUACGGGUUCAACUGAUAAGACUGUCAAGUUGUUUGAUCUAAGGAAACUCAACACUGCACUGCAUACUUUUGAUUGUCACAAGGAGGAGGUCUUCCAAGUUGGGUGGAGUCCUAAAAAUGAGACUAUCUUGGCUUCGUGUUGUCUUGGUAGGAGACUGAUGGUGUGGGAUCUCAGCAGAAUUGACGAAGAGCAAACCCCAGAGGAUGCUGAAGAUGGUCCGCCGGAGUUGCUCUUCAUUCAUGGAGGCCAUACCAGCAAAAUCUCCGACUUCUCAUGGAAUCCGUGUGAAGAUUGGGUUGUUGCUAGUGUUGCCGAGGAUAACAUUCUUCAAAUAUGGCAGAUGGCUGAGAACAUAUACCAUGACGAAGAUGAUUUAUCAACAGAUGAUGCAACUGCCGUCAAGGGCUCUUAGAUUUAAUUUGUAGGGUUAAUUAUGGGGAGUAGGUACAUUUAGGGUUUGUGUAUCUCCUGUUUUCUGGGUACAGGAACUUGCUAAAUUGAACCAGCCAUCUUUAUGUUCUAAUCUCCUAUGAGUUGGUAAAAUUGAUCGUUAUGUAUUAUCCAUCUUUGUGAAUUUGUUAGGCGUAUAUGAUGAAUGGUUGGCUAUUUUGAUUUUGCGUUUUGUUAGUAGUUUAGCAAAAUUUGGACUCUGAAGUCAGAACCUAGAAUCCCAAGCUUGUUGCACUUUUUACUAUUUAUUUCCUAUACCUUGUAUAUCACUGUCAUGUUGUUUCCCUAAACUGAGGGUGUCCUUGAUGUUAAUAUUUGAUGUUUGCUUAACUUUUA